Molecule: messenger RNA, 2834 nt
Organism: Phyllopteryx taeniolatus (common seadragon)
Lineage: Eukaryota; Metazoa; Chordata; Actinopteri; Syngnathiformes; Syngnathidae
Product: otoraplin-like
Exons: 6
Coding region: 1233-1700 (155 amino acids)
Biological process (GO): cartilage condensation
Molecular function (GO): protein binding
Source: RefSeq, a predicted model, not a curated record
CCGAGGCUACACGUCACACUGUGAAACGUCAAGGAAAGAGUGUUUUUUGUGUAACGGGGCAGCGCGAGAAGGCGGCAGACUCCCAAAUCGUACAUAGUUUUUAAAGCACCGCCCGUGUGAGCUACCCCGGUGUCUAACCGCGUGCGUACACUUUACAGCAUACGCCACUUUGCAGAGCUUUGCGUCAGCGGACGAGGAAGUCAACGUUUGACACCAACACUGACGAAAGUUUGCAUUUAACGAUGAAAUCAAACACUCAGGGCUGGUGGUUCAGCUUGAGCCUAUCCCAACUGAAUCUGGGCAAAAGGCGCGGUACACCUUGGACUUGUCGCCAGCCAAUCUCAAGGGUCGCGGGCGUGCUAUCCCAGCUGUCAUCGGAAAGGAGGCGGGGUACACCCUGAACUGGUUGCCAGCCAAUCGCAGGGCACAUACAAAUUAACAACCAUUCACACUCACAGUCACACCUACGGGCAAUUUAGAGUCUCCAAUUAAUGCAUGUUUUUGGGAUGUGGGAGGAAACCGGAGUGCCCGGGGAAAACCCACGCAGGAACAUGCAAACUCCACACAGGCGGGGCCGGGUAUUGAACCCGGGUCCUCAGAAUUGUGAGGCUGACGCUCUAACCAGUCGGCCACCGUGCUGCCCAUUAAUUAUCAAUAAUAACAUAAUUAAAAUAAAUUGUGAUUAUAUCAGAAGUAUCAAACUCCUACCCCUUCACAUUAUUCAGUUCCCAAGAAGUAGCCCUCAGUUUCAAAAAGGUUGGUGACCCCUGAUUUAGAGUUUAACAUGCAUGUUUUAUGUGGGAGAAAGGCACACUAUCUGACAAAAACUCACACAUAUAUGAGGAGAACAUGCAAGCUCCACACAGGAAGGCCCAAGCCGAGAUUCAAACCAGGAACCUCAGAACUGUGAGGCGGAUGUGCUAACCAGUCUGUCACCAUUUCACCGUCCAGGGUGUAUCCUGCCUUUUGCCUAAUUUCUGAAUAUACUGUACAGUAUUUACAUUUAUGUAUAAUAGGUGCACUUUUGCCCAUUUUUAAGAUCUAGUCCACCAGUUUCCCUUUGUUAUGAACAGUGUAAACAACCAACUCCCACUCAGGGUGUAACUGUUUCCAGAGUGAGACAUUACUGAAAGUCAACCCUGAUUGGUCAGGCUGCCUGUGAUGUCGGGCCAUAGCCCAUUUCCCCACCCCCGUUCUUCAAGAAAUUUUAUCUCAGAUUCCUUCAAAUAUCCAUGAAUUCGUGCACACGUACAACACUGUUUUUCAAAAUGCGACAUCCGCUUGUGCUUGUGCUCUGUGUGGGAAUGCUGCACCACACCUCAGAGGCCAUCCUCAUGGAAAAGCUAGCAGACAACAAGAUUUGUGGUGAUGCAGAGUGCUCGUACGUUCUGUCCAUGGCCACAGCCUUGGACGACUUCAUAGCUCCAGACUGCAGAUUCAUCAACAUCAAGAUGGGUCAGAAGGUUUACGUGUAUUCUAAACUGGUGCCAGAGGAGGGCGGUGGAGUCUUUUGGUCUGGCAGUGUGUACAGUGACCGCUACGUGGACCAGAUGGGCAUCAUCGGAUACUUUCCCGCUCCUGUGGUGAAGGAGACACACACGUUUAGAGAGGACACGGUCCAGAUUCCAACAACAGUGGAACAUGGAUUUCUUCUGCGCUUAAGAUGGACAGAUGCUUCCUGUUUGCUUGUUUUAAGAUAACUGCAUAAAAUAAAAUACAGGGUUGUUGCUCCAACUAAAGCUCGCAUCAUCUUGGCUUUGCGACUGCCUAAAGCGGGGUUCACUUAUAUUGACAAUCGGGUCGAAUUUUGUAGUUAUUCCUAUCUUCCAAUCAAGGUUUUGCAAAGGUCCAAUUCUCUGAUGUUUCUGAACUCUUUUCCUGAGUGAUUAUCCAGUGGUGUGGGGGCUAUUAAAAGCAGAGGUGGCAAGAGUACUUACACUGUAGUAGAAGGAUAUAUACUUGUAUAAACAAAGACUGGAAACAUUAGAAGCAAAUUCCACUCCUUAAAAUACUCUUAAAUGUACUUAAGUUCAAAAGUACUGUAUGUGUGGGGUCAGAAUCAAAUAAGAUGUGAAAAAUCAGUAUGUGUGUACCCUGCUUAACAACCCUGCGGCUUAUAAUUUAUCGCAGUCACUUUGUGAAAUACACCCUCCUUUUCCACAUCAAUCCCAAUCACAACUCGUCUUAUUUCAACAGAUUGUGACUCUUGACGAAUGUACCCUGCCAUUCCCACUGUACAACAUGAUCUUUCAGUGUCAAAAAUUCAUCAGACUGUUUUGUUCAAUCCAUCUGAGCUAUAUAUUUUGGAAUUUGAUGUUUUCCUCAAGACUGGUUGCAAAGAUGCUGUCUUUGUACACCCAUGUGUGCAAAGGUGCACAAUAGGCUUUGAUGUUGCCCCUUUAAAACCCCCUCGUCAACGGGUGGGCGGGAUGCAGAUGCUGAAUUAACUUGCUUCAAUUACAUUUUUCUGGAGCAAAAUACGCGCCGGCGGUUUUGGAUGCCCACCCAAACCCGUUUGGAUGCCAUCUCCCACCCCCAACCCCUUUUUGCACACCACGGGGUGCACCUGCAUGAUCACAUGAGAUCCAUUGUAAACCGAGUCAUGUGAUUUAUAAUUUUAUCCAAACAGCUCUCAGUAUGAUACAGUGCAGUUUGACUCUGUAAAGAAGCACAAUAAUAAGGAUAUUGGUAAAUUAACACCUUUAACAGUGUCAAUCAAAAUGGAGAAUAUUUCUUUUUUUUAAAUAUAAGUGGUCAUUAAAUGUUACACAUCUGCCUACUGUGUCUGCUGUGGCAAUGUUCUAUAUUACGUGAAUAAAAACUGGAAAUGUCAA